AUGAUGAUAAUGAUAGUGAAUGGUGAUGAUGAUGACAAUAAUUAUGAUAAUGAUGGUGAUGAUGAUGAUGAUAAUUCUGAUAAUGAUGAUGAUGGUGAUGAUGAUGAUGAUGAUAAUUGUGAUAAUGAUGAUGACGAUGAUAAUUGUGAUGACGAUGAUGAUGAUGAUAAUUGUGAUAAUGAUGAUGAUGGUGAUGGUGAUGAUGACAAUAAUUAUGAUAAUGAUGGUGAUGAUGAUGAUGAUAAUUGUGGUGAUGAUGAUGAUGGUGAUGAUGAUAAUUGUGAUGUUGAUGACGAUGAUGAUGAUGAUAAUUAUGAUAAUGAUUGCAAUUAUCUUUUCUUCGAAGAUAUGUUGUUUAUAGAAAUUUUUUUGCAAAAUUUCCCAGCACAAAAAAACUAA
Cercopithifilaria johnstoni is the source of this 399-nucleotide messenger RNA. NCBI's taxonomy places the organism in Eukaryota, Metazoa, Nematoda, Chromadorea, Rhabditida, Onchocercidae. The record is from the annotation of a GenBank genome assembly.